CUCAGCUCAUCCUCUUUUGACUCAAGUUUUGAUCUCAUAACUCAACUCAUGACAAAUCACUCAUUAAUUAAUUGAGCAUCGUUUUUUCCAUUAUCGCGCUUGUUCAGAUCAGGUCUACUUUCGAUCCUUCUUCAAAAAUAGAAUAUUCUUUCGAUAUGUCGAAUUCAGACCUUUUCCAAGUAAAACAAGAAGAAGAUGAUGAGAAAAAGAUUAUUACGUCCAAAAUUCCAAAUAGGUGCAUACUAGAGGAUAUUGCACCUAGUCAACAUGAUACCGUUGACCAAAACCAAGAUGAAAAUAAUCCAGAUCAUGAUGAUGAAAAAGAAAUACUAUUUCAAGAAAAUUGUUCAAAGGAUCCAGAUGAAGGAAGCUCAUGUUUGGGACAACUUGGAAUGAUACAGAGAAGAUCAACACAGAUGUUGUGCAAAGAUAAUGACACACACAAAUCAAGAAAUGAUGAUCGCAACGAUGACGAUGGUGGAUUUACGACUCCAACUUCUUCGGAUCACAAAAUCCAAGUGAUGACAACGUGCCCUUCUGCACCCAAAAAAAGUAUCAAAAGAAAAUUUUCAGAUUCACCAAACAUACAUCCAACUCUCCAUGUUGACUUUGAAGAUUUGGAAGAGAAUAUCAAGAAAUUAAGAAAAAAUGAUCAUCAAGAAUGAACUUCAUUUAUAUUAAAGGUGAGAAAUAAAAUUCAUCACUAGUAAUUAAUUGGAUUACUACCUUUAUAUAUAUAUAUUGUAACAUCUAAUAAUUUAUAUGUAUUAAUUUACCCUUUUCAAUAGGAUACAAAUUAAUAUAUAUGUGUAAUUAAUUACCUU
Molecule: messenger RNA, 824 nt
Organism: Solanum verrucosum
Lineage: Eukaryota; Viridiplantae; Streptophyta; Magnoliopsida; Solanales; Solanaceae
Exons: 1
Coding region: 156-665 (169 amino acids)
Biological process (GO): regulation of DNA endoreduplication
Source: RefSeq, a predicted model, not a curated record